CUGUGCUCUCUCUCGCUCUGAAACUUCGAAACCGACAUUUCAGAACAGCUUUCCCGAAAACAAUCCGUAAAAGAGUCGGGUACGGAAUAUGAGCGCAUCACAUGAAAUGGUUCACUAGGCAUGGAAAGUUUAGUUUUCGGGGCGAAGAGUAAGAAGUGCCAGAUGACAGAGGGUGCAGAGAUUGGGUCACUUCCUGAUGCCGAACAGGGACCCUACUUGAGAUGGCUCAACAUGGCGUAUGAGACGGAUAAGACCUGCCUGUUGAUUCCUCGGGAAUCACGAGCAUCCUGCAUGUUCCACACAGCGGAUGAGAAAGAUGAAAUUCCAGGCAUAGGCGAGGACAGUGUUUUAGAGAUGCUGAGUUAUUCGAAGUUCAUGGAUCUGGAGUCUUGGCUGUGUAUGCCAUCAACAAUGUUGCAUAGGAGCUUGGACUCUACCAGCUCUCCCUCACCACUGUCUACUGAUAGCGACUCUGGAGAUGCUGAUACCAAGGCCCCGGAGAGGAAGUCUAUCUAUCUGAACCACUCCCCAGAAAGGGAAAACUGUCAUGUGCCAACUUCCGCCACUGUACCCCUCUCCGUAACCCCUCGGUCCCCUGUGGCCUCCUCCACUCCAGCUUUGAACCCAGGAUCACGCUCCUGUCAAGAUAGCAUGAGUGUAAGGAAGCGCCGGCGUCUUGGUGCCAGCCCUGGAGGGCUGCACUGGAAUUCUUCAGGCUCAGUGCUGCGUGAAUAUGAGCGAGGAGAGGCGGCUGGAGCGUCGCAGGUGAAACGCGUCCCUAAACCUCUGGAGCCUGCGAAAGCUGGUGCAGCACUGUGGGGGGACAGAGCGGCUCUCAGGAAAUGCGUGUCGGUGGAUGACAGCCUGCUGCAGCAGACGCCCACAGAGCCUGGCACACUGCUGAGCUGCCUAGAAAGAGGGAAGAAGAAAGUCAGGAACAUCCACGUGAGUUGGAGUGACUUAAGCCAGAGCCUUGGGGAGACUGGAAGAUACGAGAGCCGUAAAAAAUCCGAGAGCAAGAUUUCCCGUCUGGCUCAGAGACUUAACCAAAGGCAGAGAGAUGUCACGCUGAGCAAGGACUUCCGGCCGCUUCUCUUUUUCAGUGUUUCUCCAGGGAGCUCACAGAGCCUAGACAGGAGCUUUUGUGUUAGCAUGACCCAGCAGAUGCAGAACCUCCAGCUGAGCCACAGUAAGAAGGGGGCUGCUCCUGCUUCUCCCAGCGCAGCAAAGCGCCUUUACCGCAACCUCUCUGAAAAGUUAAAGGGCAGCCACUCGUCCUUUGAAGAUGCUUACUUCUUUGGCCGCUCAGAUCGCAUCCGCAAAGCCUCAAAUAUUCAAAGCAGUGAGGCUCUAUUUGAGGCUGUGGAACAGCAAGACCUGGAUGCUGUACAGAUCCUUUUGUUCCAGUACACAGCAGAUGAACUGGACCUCAAUACUCCCAACAGCGAAGGCCUGACCCCACUCGACAUCUCCGUUAUGACCAACAAUGUGCCAAUAGCCAAGAUGCUUCUCAAGGCGGGGGCCAAGGAGAGUCCACAUUUUGUGAGUCAGGAAAGCCGUGAGGCUCAUCUAUCAGCGCUGGUGCAAGAAGCUCAGAGGCGAGCAAGCGAGCUUUCCACACAAGUGAUGAGAGAGAGCCUCAGUCUGGAGACAUCAGACAAGGAGAAGCAGCUCAAGGCCUGGGAGUGGAGAUGCAAGCUCUACAAACGCAUGCGCACUGGAUUUGAGCAUGCACAGGCUCCAGAGGCACCAACAGCUGUGCGUUUGAUGGUGAGCAGCAGCACGUCUCUCACUGUCACAUUUCAGGAGCCAGCCAGCAACAAUUCAGCUGUGGUCACCAGAUAUAAAGUGGAGUGGAGCUGUCUGAAGGACUUCUCUUUAUUAGCUGGAGAACUGAUCCUUGAAAAUCUGCAGUGUCUUAAAUGCACAAUAACAGGCCUUACAACGGGGAGGCAAUACUAUGUUCGGGUUUCUGCUUAUAACAUGAAGGGCUGGGGGCCAUCACAACUCUCUCAACCCCCCUGUGCUGUUCCGUCAAACUGGAAGGAGAGCGAUGGUAGAGAGUCCCGGCGGAGAGGGCACAUUGAGGCCAUGGAGAGACUGCUCCAGCAAGUCCGUGCCACACACCAACACUACAGCUGUGGAGACACAUCGAAGCUGCAGAACCCCAGUCGCAAGCAAUCUGUCUCUAGGAGCCUGAAACAUCUCUUUCAUUCCUCCACUAAAUUUGUCAAAACUCUCAAAAGGGGGAUCUACAUAGCCGCAGUGUUUUAUCAUAAGGACAGUCUGCUGGUGACUAAUGAGGAUCAGAUACCCAUCGUGGAGGUGGAGGACUCCUACAGCAAUUCCCUCAUGCAGGAUUUUAUGUGGUUUACCAAGCUUUCGUGUAUGUGGGAGGAUGUCCGAUGGCUCAGGCAGAGCAUGGCGAUUUCCACCUCGUCCUCGUCCACACUGCAGUCCAGGCAGAAGAUGCUGGCUGCUGCUGGCCAUCUACAGAACCUUCUUGGCACACACAACCUGGGCCGCGUUCACUACGAGCCUAUUAAAGACCGCCAUGGCAAUGUGCUGCUACUGACAGUAAGGGAGAUGGACAGCUCCUACUCCUUUUUCAAUGGGAAGUGGAUGCAGGUGUCCAAACUGCAGAGCCAGAGAAAAUCUCUGUCCACCCCUGAAGAGCCGUACGCUCUAGAUAUCCUGCUCAUCACCAUACAGGAUAUCCUGGCAUAUCAGCGGAGAAGUCAGCACCGUCUUUCUCCAGGCCUGUAUCUGGGCUACUUAAAACUCAGCAGCUCUGUGGAUCAGAUCAAGGUCCUGGUACCACAGCGAACACCCAGCAUGCUUUGCCAUUCCAAGAUACGGGACAACUGGAAUGUCUCCAGAGAUGAGUGGGAAUGGCUGAAUAGUCUGUCUGGGCCUGAGGAGGUGGAAAGAGCGGAUCAGGCAUCAGACUGCAGCAGCGCUCCCUUGCUCUUCUCUGAGCUCCAGACAGCCAUAAAAAAUCUUCUGCGCCAGAUCAAUCUACCUCUCCAUCAGGCUAAGCACUUCCGUCUCUACACACAGGAGGUGCUCGAGUUGGGUCACAAUGUGUCCUUUCUUUUGCUGCUGCCUGCCUCAGACGCCGUGUGCACUGCCCCGGGCCAGACCAAUCCCUACACACCCCACUCGGGCUUCCUCAACCUCCCUCUUCAAAUGUUUGAGCUCGUUCACUUCUGUGCAUACAAGGAGAAGUUUAUCAGCCUGUAUUGCCGACUGUCCUCUGUGCUCGACCUGGACGCCUUGAUAACCCAGCAGGCUUUGAGAGAGGCCAUUACAGAUGCUGAACUCUUGAUUGCCAAACAAAGACACCAACAUAUACUUGACUAUAUCCAGCAAAUGGAUGAGAUGUGGCGAGAUAUCCGCUGGAUUACUGAUGCUCUGCAGUAUGCCCGCUAUAAACAGCCUUUGGGUGGUGUGCCCAUUACAUGGCUGGUGGAUGCGAGCUUAGAACCUGUAACACAGAAGUAUGAUUCCAUCUCCUCCAAUGCAGACUAUCUACCUACUCCCUCUCCCUCACCUGAGUUAAGAAGAAAGGCUACAGAUGAUUCUCAGGCAGUUUCUGAUGAAGAAGGCUGCUCUGAGGUCUUCCUCCCAACAGACAGCGACUACGACUCCAGCGACGCUCUGAGCCCACGAGAUCUAGACCUGGUUUAUUCUUCAGCCCAGGAUCUAUCCCAUCAGGCUGUGCACACACUAAGCGGCAGUGCCCCUGACGUCCUUCAGAUCCACGACCUCAAACCCAGUGCCUGCCCUAAGCCGAUUCUGGCUCCUGAAUCCUUCACUAAAGACCUGGAGGAACUGUCCCUGUCCUCCUACUCCAGCAGAUCAUCAGAAAAGACAUUUCGCUACAAGCGCAAACUACUGUCUAAGAGCCAGCCCCAGAGGAGCUGCUUCAGCGGAACACAUCGCUGGCUAAGGGGCCAGAGUGAAACCCAGACAUCUUCUCUUUCAGAAGGGGUUUACACCCGGCAGAGCGAACUGGAUCUGCCCCUAGAGCUCCCUGUUUCCUUCCCACACUCCUCCUACAGCAUGGAUGACUGGAAGGACAAUAACAAGCAGAGCAAAUCCACUGUGCACAAGAUCUUUGUGGAGUCGUGCAAUGAGACAUCCCCAAGCAGACAUGAUACUCGAUGGCGAGAUCAGAAGGAUGAGCCACAUGGAGGAGCUGCACCAGGAAAGCUGACAGCUCAGGAAGUGGAUUCAGAUGACCAAACCAAUGAGCUGGUUUCUGAAAUACUCAGCAGCACUCUCUAGAAUGAAGCAUCUGUAUUAUUGUACUGUAUGUCAUGUUGAUGUGUUUUGUCAUAUAUCGUCACCAGACAGCCUCUAAGUGAAUACAGUUAUAGCAUGCAGACUCUCUCUGUGUUGUAUUAUGUGGAAAAUUCAUUAGGAGAAUGUGCAGGAAGAAAAAAAUACGUUGCUGGUCAACUCUGUAGGACUCAUAAACCGCGGCUAUGACUGUUAAUAUACUUACUAUUAAUGCAACAUGAAAUAAAGUGCUGCUUUAACCUUUGAACUUGAAACUGCCUCUGCAUAGACUAAGAUGACAGGUGGAAGGUGAAAAGUAGUACUUUAACUCCCAAGCUUUAGAGAGGGCUUCAGAUUGAGUUCCUAUAUCAGAGGUAAACCUCUGCAUUAAUCAGGUGUAAGUCUGCAUCCCACUGGCACGCCCUUAAUCUCAUCUUAAAUCAAGUGAUGAAAUGUACUUAAUACAGAAUUUAGUCAUGUUUUAAUGGUGCUGAAUAAAAAAAAGUUCACUAAUGUCUGGCUUCCAGACACAUAUAAGCCAUUGAAAAUGAUUAUGGACUCAGCAUCUUAAACUAUCUUAAAGUUACCUUCAUAAAGGGUCACCUUUAAAGGGUGAGUAGGUAAAAUCCGUUCGUAACAUGCAGUGUGGAUUUUUGGAAGGUUUUAUCUUUUCCACUUCAUUUCAUAAUGGUAAUGAAUUAACAGGCAGAGAACUUUGCUCAACUUGCAUUCUGUUUUUACCUCCGAAUGAUUUUUGAUGUACAUUUGUUAUCAUUUGAAGUGUCAACAAUGUGACAUGUCUGUCAAAGUUUUUUCGCGUGAUUGCUCGCUACCUUGUUGACAUAAAAAAAUUAAAACCACUCAUGUUUGAUGAACAGGCACAUUAAAAAAAGUGCACUUUAGAGACCUGUUUACAUCAUUUGUUCAGCAAAUGCAGGCAAAUUGAUAUUUUGUUUUGCUGUUGGCCCUGGAAUAAUAAAAAAAAAAAGUAUCACCUAUGUUAUUGUUGAUCUUGUUGUUGUUUGCAUUUUUGGUACAGGACAUUUGUACCACUUUAUAGGAAGGGUAUGCACCACUUUUUAAAUGGCUGUUUGUGACUGUAGUAGAUUUAAAAGAUUACACCGACACGUUGUGUCUUCAAAGCCAUAGAGAUUUUAAGUGUAUUGAGAAUUAUAUUACUAAAGAAAUGCUGUCUGUGGGUUCAAUACUGUGCUGAUAGUGGGCCACUGUUUCACUUGGUAAAUUUAUAAUGGCUCUUUCAUGCAGUGUCACAUUAAUGAUGGUAUGUAAAACAGACUGGAUGUUUAAUAUUGAAGUAUUUGGCGACAAAGUGGUUAUUAGGAUGAAAGCGACAGCAAGGGCAGCUUAUGUGAGCAACAUUGUGAAUUGUGUCUGUUGCACUGUUAUGACUUGUCAAUGUUGCAGUGUAUUACAAAUAUGUAUUUGCACCAUCGUUUCCUCAAAAAAAUGUUUUUACUGCACUUCUGUCCUUUUAAAAAUAUUUAAAUAGUUUCAUCCCCAGAAUUUAUGUACAGUGAUGUCAUUUAAAGGAAUGAUAUAAUGCACUUCUUUAUCUUGUGUGUGUGUGUGUGUGGGCCUGGCCCUGAAUAUGUACAGUAUGUGUUCUGCCUGUUUUCUAAUAAGUAAUACAUUUCAGUAAAAAAUUUAAACAGACAUUCCAGAUAAGGUUAAAUGAUCAUUUUUGUCAUGAUACCUUUAAACUGUGCACACAGCAAGCCAAAAGCAUUGAAGAGCAUCAUACCUGUAUAUUUUUGAAUAAUGCAUUUAUUGAUCUAAAUAAUAUAUUUGUGUAUGAUAUAUUUUGUCUUUUAUCCCUGUUUCUAUUGUUACUCAUUAGCUUUUGCAAUGCAGCUGAAUCUGACCAUGUGGCAGAUGUGUUUAUGAACUUGAAUA
This is a messenger RNA of Clarias gariepinus (North African catfish), 6198 nucleotides long. It is a transcript of the gene ankfn1a, whose product is annotated as ankyrin repeat and fibronectin type III domain containing 1. Gene Ontology annotation, biological process: regulation of establishment of bipolar cell polarity; establishment of mitotic spindle orientation. Bases 121 to 4290 code for a protein of 1389 amino acids. The transcript has 24 exons. Gene Ontology annotation, cellular component: spindle. NCBI's taxonomy places the organism in Eukaryota, Metazoa, Chordata, Actinopteri, Siluriformes, Clariidae. The record is from RefSeq and is a predicted model, not a curated record. Gene Ontology annotation, molecular function: protein binding.